GAAGAAAUGUCUAGAAAACAAGAAACUAAAAAUAACACUUAUUUGUUGUUUUUCCCGAUUAUAUAAGGUUGUAAGGAAAUUAUUGAAUCAUGGUACUUUUGCCGUGUGCUAUAAAUACUUUAAGAAGGUGCAUAUCGCAGUCGCAGCGCUUCCUUCAGAACUACAGGGAUUUUGUAAGAGGAUCUCAAAAAGCGGCAUUUAGUUCAGUAACUACCCGGACGAUACAUGAUGUAAAUACAAAUGUAAUAAAAGAUGUUAUUUUAUUUAAAUAUGAAAAUCCCAAGUUUUAUAUGUACAUGAACGUUUUUGCAGUCGUCCAAUAUAUGUUUUGGUCGUACUUAGGUAUAUUUGCAUUUUCUUCGUUGAGGGAUGCUCCGGUGGAUGAAUCUAAGAUCACAGAGGACACCCCAUGGUUUAGAAAGAUAAAUUUAGGAGAAAAUAAAUAUAAAAAUGGUUUAGGAAUAUUAUCUGUAGCCAUUGGCACAGGUUCCUUAGCAAUCAUAUGGAUGUACACAUUAAAAUCAGUUAGAUUUCUAAUCCUUAACAAAGGUGGGAGGCAUUUAACAUUUGUCACAUAUUCUCCAUUUGGUAGAAAUCGUAUAAUAAAGAUACCCAUUGAGAAUGUAUGCUGCAAAGAAAACAGGUCUAAUGCAAGAGUUCAGUUGCCACUUAAAGUAAAGAAUCAAUGGAUGCAUUUUAUGCUUGAUAUGAGGGGAGAGUUCAGGAAUCCACUGCUAUUUGAUUCUACUGCUGGAUUGAUGAGGAGAUGGUGAAUAUCAACAUGCAGUAGGAGGCUGUGCUGUGGAAUGGCUAGAACAUCUUCGAAGAUCCAUUGGAGUGACAGUUCUCACUGACUCAUCAAGUCAGGUGAAUUUAUGCUCUGGUUUCAAGUUUGUUCUCAUAUUCGAAUAGCAUUUAUUCAUUUUGUAAAUAAAGUAUAUAGUUAUAUUGUUUA
Messenger RNA from Achroia grisella, 955 nucleotides. Its product is annotated as transmembrane protein 223. The record is from RefSeq and is a predicted model, not a curated record. Gene Ontology annotation, cellular component: mitochondrion. Bases 90 to 773 code for a protein of 227 amino acids. The transcript has 3 exons. Lineage: Eukaryota; Metazoa; Arthropoda; Insecta; Lepidoptera; Pyralidae. Gene Ontology annotation, biological process: nervous system development.